CUAGGAGGGCGUGCAACCCGGACGGCGGGCGCGAGGUGGAAGAGCCCCGCUUUCGUCCUGCCCGUCCCCAGGUCGCGGAGCGUUGUUGGGGCGGUGUCUGCUCUGGUCUUGGGGAUGCAGAUGAGGCCAUCGCUCAAGCACCCGCUUUCCAGCAGAAAGAGCACUUACUCACCCGCCGCCCUGAUUUUGCAAAUUCUGUGAUUUAACCUGGAUACAAAAGUAGGAAAGCUAGCUCAGCCGAGCUGGUUAGUAAACUAUAGUUUUGUAGCGUCAGUAUACUAAUUUCUAAAGUUGACUGUCGCGUUAGGGUUAAAUUUUACUGUCCUGCCAGUUCAAGGGCAUACCCUCCUAUCACUAUUCCCCCAUCCUAAAAUCAGAUCGUGUUUAAUUUAUAUCAGAAAACUUAAUACAUACUUGUUGCCAAUUUCACUUUUUAAAAAUGUUUACUCCAUUAUAUUCUAAGCUUUUUGAGAGCUGAGAUUGACCUUUUUGCUUCUGUGUAUGUAUCUGGUAUGGUUUUGAACACAUGGUAAGCAUUUAUUUAAUAAGUACUUCUUGGUUAUUCCUGGAUAGACUCAUUUAUUCCGGAGCAAAAACCUUUGUAUCCUGAUACCCGGCUCAUGACAGCCCAUAGUAAGGUCCUUAGUGUUCACUGAAUAAAUUCAGUGACUGAAUUUCCUAAUUGAUCAAAUGGCAACUAUCCAAUAAUAUUUUCAUUUUAAUCAACUAAUGUUUAAUAUGCAUUUUUAAAAACAUUUUAUUACUACCUUAAAUGAGUCAACAUUAUUUGCCAUAGUUACAUUACUGAAAAUUAAUUUAAAAAUCAGCAUUAAAUCCUACAUAGAUACUGUUACUCUUGGAAGUCUGAAACAUUAAAAAGGGAGUUCUGCACGUUUUACAUACAUGUUAAAGACAGAUUUUUCCCCUCAAUGAAAAUUGAAAGAGAAUCAACAAGGAAAUUUCUCAGUAUCUUAUUCAUGUUAAUAUUGCAUUGUUUUGCUUCUAAAAUAAUUCCUUAAUAGAAUUAGUGGUAGAAAUUCUACAAAAUAGGAGACAGUGAAUGACAUGAAUGAUGUUUAGUUUGCCACUUAUUUAUUUACAAUCUCAUACCUACUUCCUUUCAAUAUGCUACUGGGAUGGCUGAUGUUUCUUAUUAUAAAUUCUUAGAGAUUUUUUUCACAGCUUUAAGUUAACAGUGCUUUUGUAUCCUUCAGGAAAGAAGAGAUUACUCCAAGACUUUCUGGGAAGUAACAUACCCAGUUGUUGUGAGCUCUUUUGAACAGCUCUUUCAGGACAGAAUGGCUGUGGAAUCCAGAGCAGUUUCAACCCUGGUACCUCAGAGUCCUCAGGAACAAGAACUGAUACUAGUGAAAGUAGAAGAAAGCCUUUCCUGGGGUCAGAAAUUAAAGCAGAAUGGGAAUACCCGAUCCUGCCAAGAAUUGUUUCGCCAGCAAUUCAGAAAGUUUUGCUACCAGGAGACACCUGGGCCCCGGGAGGCUCUGGGCCGACUCCAGGAGCUCUGCUAUCAGUGGCUCAUGCCAGAGUUGCACACGAAGGAGCAGAUCCUGGAACUGCUGGUGCUGGAGCAGUUCCUGAGCAUCCUGCCUGAGGAGCUGCAGGUCUGGGUUCAGCAACAUAGUCCAAAAAGUGGCGAGGAAGCUGUGACUCUGUUGGAGGAUUUGGAGAGGGAAUUUGAUGAUCCAGGACAGCAGGUCCCAGCUAGUCCACAAGCACCAGCAGUACCGUGGAAGGAUUUAACAGGUCUUGGAGCAUCCCAAGAGUUAAACAUCCAAAUCCAGCCUUUAAAGACACAGCUGAAACCUUGGGACCCUUGCAUUUCUCCCCAAAGUGGUUGUGAAAGUAAUGAAUCGACAACAAAGAAGGACAUUUUGGGCAAAAAAGCAGGACUUUGCCAGGAACUUUCAUUCGGAGGAUUUAGCGAACACGAAAGCAGUUUAGAGUGGCAGCAGGGAAGUGCUUCGGGGGAGAAAUUAGGAAGAUCCCCUGUCCAAGGAGGCAGUUUUAGUCAAGUAAUCUUCACACACAAAUCUCUAGGAAAGAUAGGCCAUCAUGAGCCUCAAAGAAGCUUGAUUCUAAGUGCAAACUCUGUAAUGUAUCAGAAAGUUCCCACGGAAGAGAGGCCUUACAGAUGUGAUGUAUGCGGGCACAGCUUUAAACAGCAUUCCUCUCUAACACAGCAUCAGAGAAUCCAUACUGGAGAAAAGCCCUACAAAUGUAACCAGUGUGGGAAGGCCUUUAGUUUGAGGUCGUAUCUUAUUAUUCAUCAGAGAAUACACAGUGGUGAGAAGGCAUAUGAAUGCAGUGAAUGUGGGAAAGCCUUCAAUCAGAGCUCAGCCCUCAUUAGGCAUCGGAAAAUCCACACUGGUGAGAAAGCUUGUAAGUGUAAUGAGUGUGGCAAAGCAUUCAGUCAAAGUUCGUAUCUCAUUAUCCAUCAAAGAAUUCAUACUGGUGAGAAACCCUAUGAGUGUAAUGAGUGUGGGAAAACCUUUAGCCAAAGCUCAAAGCUUAUAAGACACCAGCGAAUUCAUACAGGAGAGAGACCCUACGAAUGUAACGAGUGUGGAAAAGCUUUCAGGCAGAGCUCAGAGCUGAUAACCCACCAGAGAAUACAUAGUGGAGAGAAGCCCUAUGAAUGUAAUGAGUGUGGAAAAGCAUUCAGUUUGAGCUCAAAUCUCAUCAGACAUCAGAGAAUUCAUAGUGGAGAGGAACCUUAUCAGUGUAGUGAAUGUGGCAAAACAUUCAAAAGGAGCUCAGCCCUUGUUCAGCAUCAGAGAAUCCACUCGGGGGAUGAAAAACCCUAUGAAUGUGACAAGUGUGGAAAGGCCUUUAGUGUGAGCUCAGCCCUGGUUCUGCAUCAGAGAAUUCAUACUGGGGAGAAACCCUAUCCUUGCAAUUGGUGUAUUAAAAGUUUCAGUCGGAGCUCAGACCUUAUUAAACAUCAAAGAGUCCACACUGGUGAGAAACCGUAUAAAUGUGAUGAAUGUGGGAAAGCCUUCAGUCAGAGCUCAGACCUUAUUAUACAUCAGAGAAUCCACACAGGAGAAAGACCCUAUAAGUGCAGUCACUGCAGUAAAAGUUUUAGCCAGCGCUCAGACCUAGUUAAACAUCAGAGAAUCCAUACUGGAGAGAAGCCUUAUACGUGUAACCAGUGUAACAAGCAUUUCAGUCAGAGUUCUGAUGUUAUAAAACAUCAAAGAAUCCACACUGGUGAAAAACCAUAUAAAUGCGAUGUGUGUGGAAAAGCCUUCAGUCAGAGCUCAGACCUUAUCCUACAUCAGAGAAUCCACACUGGGGAGAAACCAUAUCCGUGUGAUCAGUGUAGCAAAAGUUUCAGUCAGAACUCAGACCUUAUCAAACAUCGAAGGAUCCACACUGGAGAGAAACCAUAUAAAUGUAAUGAAUGUGGGAAGGCUUUUAAUCAGAGCUCAGUCCUUAUUCUGCACCAGAGGAUUCACACUGGAGAGAAACCCUAUCCAUGUAACCAAUGUAGCAAAACCUUCAGCCGACUCUCAGAUCUUAUUAAUCAUCAGCGGAUUCACACUGGAGAGAAGCCUUACCCAUGCAACCAGUGCAGUAAAAUGUUCAGUCGAAGAUCAGAUCUCGUUAAACACCAGAGGGUUCACACAGGUGAGAAACCCUAUGAAUGUGAUGAGUGCGGGAAGACCUUUAGUCAGAGCUCCAACCUUAUUCUACAUCAGAGAAUCCACACCGGAGAGAAGCCCUACCCGUGCAGUGACUGCACUAAAAGUUUUAGUCGUCGUUCAGACCUUAUCAAACAUCAGAGGAUACAUACUGGAGAGAAACCGUAUGCAUGUAAUCAGUGCAAUAAGAGCUUUAGUCAAAGCUCAGACCUCACCAAACAUCAGAGGGUGCACUCUGGGGAAAAGCCCUAUCGUUGUGGCAGUUGUGAGAAAGCCUUCAGUCAGAGUUCGGACCUUAUUCUUCAUCAGAGAAUUCACACUGGAGAAAAACCGUACUCGUGCACACAGUGCAGCAAAAGUUUCAGCCAGAACUCAGACCGUAUCAAACACCAGAGAAUCCACACUGGGGAGAAGCCAUACAAAUGUAAUGAGUGUGGGAAGGCUUUCAGUCAGUGCUCAGCUCUUAUCCUACAUCAGAGGGUCCACUCUGGGGAGAAACCAAACCCAUGCGAUCAGUGUGGCAAAAGCUUUAGUCAGCGCUCUGACCUCAUUAACCAUCAAAGAAUGCACUCUGGUGAAAAGCCAUACAAAUGUGACACAUGUGGGAAAGCCUUCAGCACGUGCACUGAUCUCACUGAACAUCAGGGAAUCCUUACUGGGGAGAAACCCUGCAGGGCUCUCCAGUGCAGAAGUUUUACUCAGCUCUCUGACCUUACGGACCAUGGCCAAGACAGAGGACAUGUGACGAAUGUGGGAAAACCUUUAGUGUAUACACCAACUUUAUUCAGUACGAGAGACACUACACCAGAAAGAAAAUCUUAUGAGUGCUAUUGAUUAUUAUGAAAAAGGUUUUAAUCAAUGCUCAACUCUUAGGCUACAUUAAAAAAAAAAAACACCCCACAGUGGAUAGAAGACAUUGACUCAAUUUUUAUGAUGAAGUUUAACUUAGAGCUCAGACAUUACUGAACUUAAGAAAUUCUGAGGAGGAAUCUUGUGUGUUCUGGGAAAAUGUUCAAUGUGAAUACAAAUUUUAGUGAACAACAACAAUGGAAAGAAAUUCAUAUCUGCUAUAAUGUAAGAAAAGCUGUAGUCUUAUUGAAUACAAUCCACAAGAAGAGAGUUUUAUCAUUGUAAGAAAUGUGUUAACAGUAUUAAGAACCUUAUCAGACAUUGUAAAAAUCAGUCCUGUGGGGUAUGCAAUCAGAAUUUAGAAAUAUAAUCAUAUUAUAAUCCCAAAUAUUUGGUGAGCCCAAAUUACCAUUACAUAUCAGAGAAAUUGUUAGGUAAUGUAGGGAAAACUUAAGUACUUUCCACAAUUUAAUUGGCAUUUGCUCUGAUUUCACACGUACCUGCUGACAGGAGAGUUCUAGCUUAUGCUAAUGCUAGUUAUCAUUGAAUCCAUGUGUGUGAACAUGCUGUGCUAUUCUGGUGUACAUUUAUUAACUACAUAAAUCCAGUGCCCUACUUUCUCAAAAACAAUGUUUCGCCUAGUUUUGGUUUUCCUAAUGAGGAGUUUUUAACUUCCUGUGAUGUUCACAGCAAAUAUGGAUUUAUUUUGCUCUCAAUAAUGAAACCUAUAAACUUUAACAGUUUGAGAUCAGUUCUUCAGUAUUACCAUUUAAUUACAGCUUCUAAAUAUGUGGAACAAUUAAAAAAAGAAUUCUGUGUGUCAAAGUAUAAUGAUUUCUCUACUACUCUAUUUAUCUUGUCAUCUAUAGACUGAACAAAAUGAUAGCUAAAGUAAUACCCCCAUGACUGAUUUGUGUAGUAUAAUCUACUUUAAAAUAACAAGAUCUGCCCUGGCUGGUGUGGUUCAGUGGAUUGAGGGCCUGCCUAUGAACCAGAGGAUUGCUGGUUCGA
Phyllostomus discolor (pale spear-nosed bat) is the source of this 5522-nucleotide messenger RNA. RefSeq names its product zinc finger protein 397 (gene ZNF397). Gene Ontology annotation, biological process: regulation of transcription by RNA polymerase II. The transcript is spliced from 4 exons. NCBI's taxonomy places the organism in Eukaryota, Metazoa, Chordata, Mammalia, Chiroptera, Phyllostomidae. Bases 1299 to 4496 code for a protein of 1065 amino acids. The record is from RefSeq and is a predicted model, not a curated record. Gene Ontology annotation, cellular component: nucleus. Gene Ontology annotation, molecular function: DNA-binding transcription activator activity, RNA polymerase II-specific; RNA polymerase II cis-regulatory region sequence-specific DNA binding.